UCACUGAAAACACGGAGACGAACGGGCGGGCCGAAAAAAAGCCCGCGGGUGCUGAAAAGUCAACCGAAGGGCAGGUGAUCAGGGAGCCGAGAGAAACAUCGGCCGCGUCCGGGACAGAACUUGAGCAAACAUCGGGAGCAGAUGAGGCGGUUAGAACAAAUGCUGAGCAUGCCUCCAGAAUCGGAAUCCAAUACAGCGGACACUGCUGAAGCGAUACCAGAUUUCCAAAAGCCACGCCCCGAAGUCCACACUCAUGAAGCUCAAAAUGGCGAUGAAUCGGACCAUUUAAAAACUGAAGACGGGCCGACUCAUCCAGAAAUCCACGCCAUUGAUACCAACUCAGUUGCGGAAGAGCCUGUUUCCGUCGAAACAAACCGUUCUCAAACUGGGGGUGGAGAGAUGCCGUCGGAAACAAACCUCGCUCCCUUGGAAAGGGAAACCGCGAGUGAGGCAAGAGAUGUUCGGCCCGAACCCGAGACGAAACCACCUGAAGAGGUUCACGCUACUCCCGAUGACUACGAGGCAUCAAGCCCAGAAGUCUUGAAUAUCGAACCAGUUGAAACAACCCACGAUAACCCGUCUACCGAAGCAGCUGGACGCGAGGUUGAGGAGAACAUCGAAGUUAACAGUUACGUGCCAGAAACUCAGGGAACCACCCCAACUUUUAUUUCAACAGACUCAUUUGCUGAGGGAAAGGGUGUUGAUGCCUCGGAGAAAGGGUAUCUAGCAGUAUCGGAAGACACCCAAGUUCAAGGGGCCGAUGAUGAGAAUGUAUCUUUGGCCGAAAUCCCCGAGACUACCCAAAAUAAUAGAUAUAGUGAAGCUGCAAUAGACGGACGUAAUAUUGAGGAAGCGUCGGAGCAUGAAGCUGAGCAUGCAACACAAAAGCCGACACAUCCAAAUGAAACUGCAGAGCAUGAGCCGAAAGUCGACUCGGUAAAGGAGCAUCUGGACGAAGUUAAAGAGCAUGCCAACGAGAAACCGAGCCUUUCGACUUCAGACGCCGACCUUCUUGUUGAAGAACAAUCAAUACCAGACGAGGAAUCUUAUGUUCCUGUUGAGCUACAUCAAGAGGUUCCAGAAGGCGGCCCAAAGUUGGAAAAGUUGCAAGACACCGAGGCGCAUGCGGAAAGAAAACGAAACGUCGCUACCAGAUGAGAACUCUGAAAUGGAUGAUGAAGCUCCCGAUCAUUCGUCGCCUGCUCUCCCAGCGGUUGCAUGGUGGGAGAAAGAAAGACAUGCUACGACUCCAGCCCCAGGGAACCCCAGUGAGUCGAGUUGGCUUUCGAGGUCUCCGCCUCGAGACAAGGAUAUUAGCAUUGCAGAAGAGCCCGAACCCCAAUAUGUCGACUCACAGUACUCACUCCAAGAGGGCCACAAAGCCCCUAAAGACAACCUUUGGACAAGCUAUGACAAGCAGAUUGAGCAGGAAGAAGAUCCCAAAACCGAGCAAUCAACAAGCUCUGACAAUCCUUCUCCAGUAUUCAACAGGGAACACGGUGAUGAAAUUCCACACCUCUCAGAUAUUGACAAAGAACUUGACGACUCGGGGCACACGGUAGAUGUUGCAGGCAAAGCUGAGGACACUGCUCAAGAUUCUGCAAACGAGGUCCCA
Molecule: messenger RNA, 1615 nt
Organism: Hyaloscypha bicolor E
Lineage: Eukaryota; Fungi; Ascomycota; Leotiomycetes; Helotiales; Hyaloscyphaceae
Exons: 1
Coding region: 142-1158 (338 amino acids)
Source: RefSeq, a predicted model, not a curated record